GCAGUCGGCCAAGAUAAGAAAAUCAAGGAGCGAUGUUCCUAUGGCUCAUCUUCCGGAUCUUGCCUCUUCUCUAUCUUUCCUCCGCCCUUCCUCUCCCACUAUUUAUAUACUCCACACCUUUCAUAGGGCCCAACUCUUAAUCUCCACAUUAAUACACUCCAACUACAAAAAUACUACUAAACAAAACACAGCCUUCUGCACUACAUAACAAUGACCUCAUGGAAAAAAUCCAUCGCUUCCCCUUUCAAGAAAGCCUGCACUUUCUUCAAUCAACCCCAGCCCACCGCCCGCGAUCAUCAUAAGAAGUCGCAGCCAGUGAAUGAGAAUAGCGCGAUGAAUCUGCAUGGAGAGGUGAUGGCAUGCGGAUAUGAAGAUGUUCAAGUGAUGUGGUCCAUACUUGAUAAAUCCAAAUCUGCCAACUCUGGUUUUACUUCUUCAUGAUGGAUCUGCUCUGUUCAUGUACAUAUAAUUGUAACCAUUCCCAGGUUACACAGCUAGCUAGGUUCCCACCUCUUUAAUUUAUUGCUUCAGCUUCAAGAUUUGAAGCAGGUCAUGCUGUUUGAAUUUUAGGAAUUAUAGGCAAUCCCUGUGAUCAAAUCACAGCGAGAUUUUUGGAUGAACUUCUUUGUAUUUCACGAAUUUCAUCUUUCAGUUUUAUCAGUAUCAGAGCAUAUUCUGAAAAAUAUGGGCUAUCUUAAUGGCUAAACUCAACGUGAAUCUAAUGGAUCUCGUGGUGGUAUGAAUUUGAUGUUGAUUUUGAUGAAUUUAAAAUUAUUGAUGUUGAUUUUGAUGAAUUUAA
Messenger RNA from Mercurialis annua (annual mercury), 799 nucleotides. RefSeq lists its product as uncharacterized. The record is from RefSeq and is a predicted model, not a curated record. The coding region runs from base 211 to 441 and encodes 76 amino acids. The transcript is spliced from 2 exons. Lineage: Eukaryota; Viridiplantae; Streptophyta; Magnoliopsida; Malpighiales; Euphorbiaceae.